AUGGAGGACUCUGAAUCUGCAAACCCCCAGUUUCUGGCAUGGGUCAAGGAGUGGCUUGAUGUUGCUAGAGAACGGAAUUCCAAAGGCUUCACGGCGUAUCGGAAUGCUUAUGAAUCUCUCAAAGCGUGUCCCAUUGCGUUUGAGCAUCCCGCAUCGCUUCAGCAGCUUAAAGGGUUUGGUCCCAAGCUCUGCGAACGCCUCGAGGAUAAACUGAAGCAUCACUGCCAACAAAAUGGGCUACCCAUGCCAGAGCAUCCCCAAGUGAAAAAAGCCAAUGAAAGAGCGCUCAAUGAACAAGCAGGAAAUGAUGAUGAUGCAGGGACAAGGCCCAAGAAGAGAACAAGGCAGCCCAAGGCAUAUGUCCCUGCAUUUCGAUCGGGAGCCUACGCCCUGAUACUAGGCCUUUCCAACCUUCCAGAGGAUGUAUCCUCUAGCUUGACCAAGGCAGAACUUAUAGAAGCUUCCCAGCCGCACUGUGACGCUUCCUUCACUGCGCCGAGUGACCCGACAAAGUUUUACACUGCUUGGAGCUCAAUGAAGACUUUGAUUCAGAAGGAGCUUGUUUAUGAGAGAGGGCGGCCUCUGCGUCGGUAUGCAUUGACAGAUGAAGGGUGGGCCGUGGUGAAGAGAAUCAAGGAGACGGCCCAGUGGCAGGAAGAAAAUGGUGCCAACGAACAGCAAAACUCAACACGUCCACCACAACCGUCAGUCGCAGCAGCAGAUCAUGCCUUGACCCUGGAUACAAGGGGCACCCAACCGACAGUUGACGAGCAUUCAUUCUAUCAAAAUGUUGUUUCAGAUGGCCCUGUCGUUCUGGAGGAUGACGAUCUACCUAGCUUCACCCCGAUUAGGAUUCCACCAGGGUCCUUCACUGUUCACUUGGUGUUGGAUGUCCGCGAGGUCCGGGCGAAAACAGAUCGCGACUAUAUGCAGGAGGAAUUGGUCAAACAAGGCGUAAAACCAAUAAUGAGAAGCCUAGAAAUUGGCGAUGUCCAGUGGAUUGCCAAGUGCCACGACUCGACGCUGCUAUCGAGACAUGGCGCAGAAGGAGAUGAGAUUGUCCUAGACUGGAUCGUUGAGAGAAAACGUCUAGAUGACUUGAUUGGAAGUAUAAAAGACGGCCGGUUUCACGAGCAGAAAUUCCGGCUGAACAGGGCUGGCGUGAGAAAAGUCGUCUAUCUCAUUGAAGAAAUCUCGAUGGAUUCUGCCGCAUACCAGCGUUAUGAAGAAGCGGUGCAAUCAGCCAUUGCGUCGACGCAAGUAGUUAAUGGCUAUUUUGUGAAACGAACACAAAAGAUGGACGACACCAUCAAGUACCUGGCCAGGCUGACCACAAUGCUCAAGCGCACUUAUGAGAAAAAUCACUUGAAUGUUAUCCCGACAAAGGUGAUUACUGCGCAAAAUUACUCGCGUCUAGUCCAACACCUCCGCGAGAAAGAACCCACGGUGGCAUAUCACGUUACAUACCCGGCUUUUGCGUCCCUGGCUUCCAAAUCAGAGACGAUGACUCUCAGAGACGUCUUUCUCAAGAUGCUCAUGACCACCAAAGGACUCACAGGAGAGCGUGCACUUGAGAUUCAACGCAAAUGGAAGACGCCGUAUGACUUUGUGAAAGCAUUUGACGCCUGCGGCACAGAUGAACAAGGCAAGAAGCGCAAGAGAGAUCUCGUGGCCAACGAAUUGAGCCACUUAGUUGGACGCAAAAAAAUGUCCAAACCUCUGAGUCACAGAAUCGCCGAGGUAUGGGGCGGCGCCUAG
This is a messenger RNA of Trichoderma virens Gv29-8, 1758 nucleotides long. RefSeq lists its product as uncharacterized. Gene Ontology annotation, biological process: resolution of meiotic recombination intermediates; mitotic intra-S DNA damage checkpoint signaling; double-strand break repair via break-induced replication. Gene Ontology annotation, molecular function: 3'-flap endonuclease activity; DNA binding; crossover junction DNA endonuclease activity. Gene Ontology annotation, cellular component: nucleus; Holliday junction resolvase complex. The transcript has a single exon. The record is from RefSeq and is a predicted model, not a curated record. NCBI's taxonomy places the organism in Eukaryota, Fungi, Ascomycota, Sordariomycetes, Hypocreales, Hypocreaceae. Bases 1 to 1758 code for a protein of 585 amino acids.